AUGGCAGUUAAUCAACCAUUAAAGGCUAUUCAAGAAGAUACAGACAUUAUAUCUAACACCACCACAUCUGGCUUGACAAAGUGCCUCUGUACAAGAAAAUGUACAUACAUUGUUAAUGCCGAAAUACAGGAGUACUUGUACAAAAUAUUGAAAAAAAACGAUGAGAAUUACACUGGGGAUAUGGAGAUUCUAUCGAAGAUUUUUAGUGGAGAAAAUGUGUCUAUUCAAUUCAGUACUGAAAAUAACAGAUAUAUACCUGAAAAUUGCGCAUUGUGCAUAUUAGGUGCUACACAAAUAAAAAGCAUGGCUUUUAUUUUGUCUUUAAUGGAUAAAGGUAAUGGAUUUUUGGACCGAUUUUUAAUUAUAACGCCUCGUUCAUACCGUCCGAUGCCCAAGGAACAACAAAUCGCCCAACAAUCCUCAACAACAAUCGAUAUUAAGGAUAUUUAUGCCAACUAUGUACACAUAGAUAAUACAAUAUUCUAUUUUGACGAAAAUGCGUUAAAAUUGUACGACAACAUGGAGACACAGUUUUUGACCGAUCUAAACAACGAUCUUUUGCACGGCAGACCAACCAGCAAGUCUAAAAAACCAGAGUUAAUUCCAAAAGUUGCUGUCGCUCUACACACAGUGGAAUACUUUUAUAAUGCCCUUUUUAAUGAAGUUGAAUUUACAUGUCUACCAGAAGCUAUUUCCUUGCAAACAUUGGAACGUGCCAUAAUGUAUGUUGAAUCAAUUGAUGAACAGAAAGAAUUAUUUUACACAUAUAUCACAGAAUUGGUUAGUACCAGCAAAACACCAUCAGUUAAACGUGCCCCAACUUCUGAUGAAUAUAAAAAAGCUGUUUUAAUGACACCGGGUGCCUUCGUCACAUACAGAUCUUUCAAACAAAGUACAUCAAAAAGAUUUCGCGGUUUACUAUCCCAAGAAUUUGUUAAGUUUAUAGAAAACUUUGUUAACAAAGACAUUGGUCGUUUGGUUAGUGUAAGAGCAGUUGGGUCGUCAAAAUCAUCAAAAGUAUUUGUUAAAAAAGAAUUUAGGGACUUGCCAUCCGAAAUAAAAAAUUGGUUACAAGAAAGUGAAUAUGAAACAAAAAGGCUCGCCAAACAUCCUGUUUGUAUUACGGAUCGGAUUAUCGAGUCUAUUAAUCUUGAAAUUCAUUAGCAAAAAUUUUUCAAAUAAUCCUUUUUCUAUAUCCAUAGAAUAAGUCGUUCUUACUUAUAAAAAAGUUUACAAAUUUAUCAACACCAAAAUAUAUAGGUUAGCUAUAACAAAGUUAAUCGGGUUUAAAAUUGUAAAUUUUAAUAAAACUUAUUUUACUCGAUUGACAAAUUGUAUACAGAUAUGCCGAGGCAAAAAAUGCUCGAAAAAUAACAACAGUUUCUUAUAAAAAAUUGCUUGUACAUGAAAAAGUAUAAACACUGUUCGGAAAGUUGCGUAACAUUUGAGUUGUGUUCAGCAUGUUUUUACUAUUAUUUGUAUUGCUUAAAUUUAAUCACGUUUUCUUAUUUUCUGUAUGAUUAAUAUGAGUAAUUGUAAAAAAAGUUUCUGAAGACAAGUCAUGUGUUUUUGAUGAAUCUUUUAACACUGCAAGAGUAGCUAAAAUUAUGCAAUGUAGGGAAUUCAUUAACGUCCCGUUAUCUGACAUAAGCUUUUCUGUGUAUCGCGAAUGACAAAUACUCUGCCUGAGAAAUUACAGUAAGGGACCAUAGUAAGUACAUUUUCUAUUAUUUUAUAAUUAUAUUACAAUUUAACGAUUCAUUAUUCGUUUUUCAAAUCUACAAAUAUUCUUUGAUACAAUAAUUUCAAUAACUUGCAAAGAAGUUGAUUAAUUUCUGAUUAAAUCAUAGCAUGGAUUACCCACCGUUAAAAAGAUUAAGAAGCCGGGGGACACAAUGUGGUGUCAAUAGUGUUAGUCAUGACAAGUCUACGCAAUUUGGACCUUCUCAUAACAGUUAUGAUCGUUUUAUCCGCUCAUCCGAUAAAACAGCAUUUACAACACACAAAUACUUAAUCACAAACAUCACGAAUACCAAAGAGAAUGCCUUAUCGUGGUGUUUUGAUAACAAUUUGUUAAUCAAACAAAGAAAAUGCGAUAAAUGUAACAAUGACAUGAUCUUGUCUAAGUGCAAAAGUUCAGAUGGAAUUAGAUGGCGUUGCCAAAAGAAUGGUCAUUUUGUUGAAACGUCAAUUCGCAAAGGUAGCUGGUUUGAAAAGUCUAAUUUGACGAUAGAAGAGGUGAUUGAAAUGACGUAUUGGUGGACCACUGGUAUCGAUCAAAAUCAAAUAGCCAAACAAAUGUGCAUAUCAAGUUCUACUGCUGUUGACUGGGAUAUGUUUUGCCGAGAAACGUGUGAAGUAUUACUCUUCCAAAAUUCAUCAAAGAUUGGCGGUAAAGGUGUACGAGUUCAAAUUGACGAAAGUAAGUUUGGAAAGCGUAAAUACCACAGGGGCCAUCGUGUAGAUGGACAGUGGGUUUUUGGUGGUAUAGAAGAAGAAUCGCGAAAGAACUUUCUUGUAGCGGUAGAAAAGAGAGACAGAGAGACGCUGAUACCUAUAAUAAAAAAUUGGAUCCUGCCUGGUACAACUAUAGUUUCAGAUUUUUGGAAACCAUAUGAUAUUUUAAGUGAAUUAGAUUUUGAACAUUUAAAAGUUAACCACUCAGUUGAAUUUGUUAACUGUAACGGAGAUCAUACAAAUAAAAUUGAAGGACACUGGAGGCAAGUUAAAUCAACAUUACCAUCAUUUGGAGUAAAAAAAUCCCACUUUUCAUCUUACAUGGCGGAAUUUAUGUGGAGAUAUGCUAACAAGGAUCAAGAUUUAUUUUCGAAAUUCAUUUGCGACUUAUCUUCUGUGUAUUUGUCGGAUGAAAUUUUCG
This is a messenger RNA of Hydractinia symbiolongicarpus, 2878 nucleotides long. RefSeq lists its product as uncharacterized. The transcript is spliced from 4 exons. The record is from RefSeq and is a predicted model, not a curated record. NCBI's taxonomy places the organism in Eukaryota, Metazoa, Cnidaria, Hydrozoa, Anthoathecata, Hydractiniidae. Bases 1 to 1164 code for a protein of 387 amino acids.